Molecule: messenger RNA, 1870 nt
Organism: Aspergillus sclerotioniger CBS 115572
Lineage: Eukaryota; Fungi; Ascomycota; Eurotiomycetes; Eurotiales; Aspergillaceae
Product: NCS2 family permease
Exons: 4
Coding region: 72-1790 (572 amino acids)
Biological process (GO): transmembrane transport
Cellular component (GO): plasma membrane
Molecular function (GO): purine nucleobase transmembrane transporter activity
Source: RefSeq, a predicted model, not a curated record
AGACCCUGCCUCAUAAAAACCGGGGGCCCGCGGGGAGACAUCUUCUGUUGUCAACCCACCUUGAAACCGUCAUGCGCUAUACAGACUGGGUACACCGGGUUAACCUGGCGGUGGCUCGCAGCCCUGUCGGGAGAUGGUUUCGUCUGGAAAAUUCGGGUCAUCCCAAAGAACGCAAAGGCAGUUUUUUCUUUACCGAGCUCCGCGCUGGCUUGGCUACCUUCUUCGCCAUGGCCUAUAUUAUCAGCGUUAAUGCGACCAUCACCUCCGACACUGGCGGAACCUGCGUCUGUCCGCCUGAAAGUUAUGCUGAUCAGUGUAACACCAAUACCGAGUAUCUGCUGUGCGUGCAGGAGAUCAAACGCGAUAUCGUCACCGCCACCGCAGCAAUCGCGGCGCUAUCUACCUUCUGCAUGGGCCUCUUUUCCAACUUGCCGGUGGCCCUUGCGCCAGGCAUGGGGCUGAACGCAUAUUUCGCGUACACUGUGGUCGGAUACCACGGGUUUGGCAUGAUCCCGUACAAGGUGGCUCUGACGGCCGUCUUUGUCGAGGGGUUUGUCUUCCUGGCUUUGACGCUGUUGGGCAUUCGCCAAUGGCUGGCCCGUGCGCUGCCGGCGUCGAUCAAGCUGGCCACCGGAACUGGCAUUGGGCUGUAUCUUACGUUGAUCGGACUGACUUACAGUGCGGGAAUUGGGUUAGUGACGGGAGCCACAGACUCGCCUAUUGAACUGGCCGGUUGCGUCGACGGUCUCCGCGACGCGACCACUGGCCUGUGUCCAUCUGAUGCAAAGAUGCGCAGUCCGACGAUGUGGAUUGGCAUUUUCUGCGGUGGAAUUCUCACGGCUGUGCUGAUGCUUUAUCGGGUCAAGGGCGCCAUUAUCAUUGGUAUACUCCUGGUAUCCAUCAUCUCGUGGCCACGACCGACGCCGGUGACGUACUUCCCGCAUACCGAGCUGGGAGAUAGCAUGUUUGAUUUCUUCAAACAAGUGGUCACGUUCCAUCCGAUCACGCAUACUCUUGUUGCACAAGAGUGGGAUAUCUCGGGACACGGAUCGCAGUUUGGGCUGGCCUUUAUCACGUUCUUGUAUGUGGAUAUCCUUGAUACCACCGGCACGUUGUACUCCAUGGCCCGGUUCGCAGGAACGAUCGAUCCUCGGACGCAAGAUUUCGAGGGAAGCGCUUUGGCAUAUAUGGUUGAUGCCAUCUCCAUCUCCAUUGGGUCCCUGUUCGGCGCAUCGCCCGUCACAGCAUUUGUUGAAAGCGGCGCCGGAAUCUCUGAAGGUGGUAAAACCGGACUUACUUCGUGCAUGACGGGUAUCUGCUUUUUCAUUUCCGUGUUUUUCGCGCCAAUCUUCGCGUCCAUUCCACCGUGGGCGACCGGCUGUACCCUUGUCAUCGUGGGGGCUCUGAUGGCCAAAGCCGCGGCCGAAAUCAAUUGGCGGUACUAUGGCGACGCAAUUCCGGCCUUCCUGACCAUCGCCAUCAUGCCGUUCACGUACAGUAUCGCCUACGGGUUGAUCGCCGGUAUUCUCAGUUAUAUCACCUUGAACGGCAUCGUCUGGCUCAUCGAGAAAGCGACUUCCGGAAGGGUAGUACCGCCUAACAAGGACGAGAAAGAACCGUGGACGUGGAGGAUCCCCGGAGGAUUCUUCCCGCCAUGGUUGCGCCGGGCCGCUCGGGGGAAAAGGGACUUCUGGCGGGAGGAUGAAGAGCGUCAGGGGUUGGAUGAGGGCUCGGUCGAGUCUCAGGGGUCAGCGGAGAAGGGCGUGGAUGUGGCUGGGAAGGAGGGGUGAAAAUCAUGUGUACUUUUUGUAGAUUCGAAAUGACUCGUUACAUGUUCAUUUACAGUCCGGAAUGUGUCCGGAAUGAAUUG